AUGAUGCACAUCCUUGCAGCAACGCUGCUUGUUGCUGUUUCUCAGGCCGUUGCCUCGCAGUCGUGCGCUGGCUUUUCGCCGAACCCGAUUCCGAUUUCACAGCUGGCAAACCACUUUCCACCUCAGAAAGUCGCGAAUGUAGAAGCGCUCCUCGAGACCGAGGCAAUUCGCCAAACGCUCUCACUGUAUGCCUACGUCAUAGACGCCCGCGACUUCGAUUCGCUGUCCGACGUCUUCACCACGGAUGCAAUAGCCAAUUACUCGGCGCCACUUGGUGUCUUGAACGGCAUCGAAUCAAUCACAACAACGCUGUCGGCCUCUCUUGCACAGUUUCCUGGGACGCAGCAUCUCCUUGGUAGCCAAACCAUUCGUCUCUGUAACAAGACGGAAGCGAUCAGCGCAACGUACUUGAGGGCUGCACAUUUCUUGCAGCGGAACGUGACGGGAGGCGUGCUUGAUGUGGCGGAUUAUUCGAGCAUGCUGUAUGCGUACGGGCAGUAUCAAGACUCGUGGGUGAAGCGUGAUGGGCUGUGGAAGAUCAAGUACAGGAACCUGGUGUAUAUGGGGCCUUUGAUCACACAUUUGAGUUGA
This is a messenger RNA of Ascochyta rabiei, 591 nucleotides long. RefSeq lists its product as uncharacterized. The record is from RefSeq and is a predicted model, not a curated record. Bases 1 to 591 code for a protein of 196 amino acids. NCBI's taxonomy places the organism in Eukaryota, Fungi, Ascomycota, Dothideomycetes, Pleosporales, Didymellaceae. The transcript is spliced from 2 exons.